Messenger RNA from Paramecium tetraurelia, 3375 nucleotides. RefSeq lists its product as uncharacterized. Gene Ontology annotation, molecular function: helicase activity. The transcript has 4 exons. Lineage: Eukaryota; Ciliophora; Oligohymenophorea; Peniculida; Parameciidae. The record is from RefSeq and is a predicted model, not a curated record.
AUGAACGAUAAAAUUUAUGAAAAUUCAAGAGACUCAUUAGAAUCAUUGUUUGAAAAAUAUGAUAAUAAUAAGAAUGAAUUCAAAGGAAUUGAUUUGAAGAUUAACGAUGAUCAAGACUCCUAUGCAUCAGAUUCAUCCAUCCAAAAAUCAAGGGGUACUCCUGAAUAAACUGACAAUUCAUGUAUUUCUAUACAAGAGAUAACCACUUAUAGAAAAGAGAAAAAACUAACCUUUCAACCAGAGCUUAUUCAAUUAAAAUAAUCUAAUCUCUAUGAAGUAAAUCAUAAAAUAAAGGACUAAUAAAAAACUAAGUCCAAAUCAUUAGAAGAGAUCAAUCGACAACUCAAACUACAAAAGGAGAAUCCUCCUAAAUUAAAUUUAGGUAAAACUUUAGAUAAGAAAAAAUAAUAACUUUUAUAGCCUCAACAAAAACAGAUUAUGAAUCCUAAAUUAUUGUAGAUUAACAGCUACACAAUAAGUUCCUCAAAACCAAAAAUUGAUAGGAUUCGCUAAUUGUCACUCAAUCCAUCUAAAAGUGUUGUGAAAUCAGAAACUCAUAAAGAAGCAAAAAAGUCAUAACAUAUUGAAAAGGUCAAAUAGCUAUGUCCUAUUUUGAAGAAAACCAAUUCCCAAAUUACCGAGGACAAAAAGUCAUUUCAAGGUAUGUUUUAAGAAAAAUGCGGGAUUUUUACAGAAACAGGUAAACCAAUAUUUGAGUUCAAUUCCUUAAUUAAAUAUUUAUUUCUAAAAGACUACAGUAAGGAUUCUGAGAAUGAAACAUACAAUAAGAUACCUAAGAAAUUUAAAUCAGAUGUAGAGUAUUGUAAAAUAUUCGAAUACUUAUUUUUAAAUGAAGCAUUCCAAUAAAUUAAAUAAGAAUUACAAAGAAUUAAUAAAUCAAAAUUUAGAAGAAUUCAAAUCAAAUAGGAUGAUGUCGAGAUUGAUAAGGAUGGAUUGAUCUUUUAAAUGAGAUAGUAUUAAUAAAAUCCGAAAGAGAAGAAUAAAGAUAGAAAUAACGAAGCUGAAAAAAAGUAGUAGGAUGACAGUGAUGGAAGUGUCCACAAGGAAGAAGGCGUAUGUGAUUUGACUGCCUUAAAGAAUUACAUAGUAAUUAUAAGCAAUAAGUAUUCAUUUAAUCCAGCAAAAAUAAACAAGAUGAAAGAGAAAAGACAAUUAUUUUUUGGAAUGCUAAUAGAACCUUAGACACAUCAAUAUGUCAAUCAGAUCAAAAUUUAAACAUUUGUACCUCGAGAUCCAUUAUAUUUAAAUUGGGUUUCAGUAUAUCUGUUUCCCUUUGUAAAAAUUACAACGCAAAUUAGAGAGUAUUUGAUGAUAAACAAAAUAACAUAGACUCCUCUAUAUCCUUUAAUUUUGGAUCCAAAAUCAUAAUAGCAUUUGAUAGGAGCUGAUAAAGAUAAGAUAUGGAAUAUAAAUUCUUCGAAUAUCAUUCCAAAUGGAAAGGUAAUGGACCCUUUUUUUAAUUAUAUAAACUAAAAUUAUAACUUUUCAUAGGCCACAGCAAUUUAAUAAAUAAUCCUGUAAGAUAGGGGUAUUAGUCUAUUAUAGGGACCACCUGGUACUGGAAAAACACAUACUUUAAUCGGUCUGUUAUCAGGGGUCUAUGAAUAUAUGAAAAUAAUGAAUAAAUUUCCAAAGAAGAAGAUUUUGAUUUGCGCUCCUUCGAAUGCAGCUAUAGAUGAAAUCAUAUUUCGAAUAUUGCAAGGAGGGUUAUUUGAUUGUGAAGGAAGAUCAAGAACAGUGAAACUAGUUAGAUUAGGUGUUUUAGACGAAGAAAAUGAUAAAAGCGUUAUAAUUAAAUAGGUUUCGUUGGAGGAUGUAGCUUAAUAUCAAUUAUUCAAUAAAAGUUCAUUUAAAGCUAAUUCAGAUCAAAAGACAACUGGAGAAUUGCGAAUUGAAUUGAGCAAAACAACAUAGGCUAUAAAAAAAAUAAAAGAAAUGGAGAAAUAUGAUGAGUAACAAAAGAAAUAGUUAAAUGAAUUAUGGAAUAAAAGAAAUCAAUUAAUGCAAUAUUUAGAAUAAGUAAGAACUAAUAAACGAAACUAAAAAGAAAAUUAUGUUCUAUUUUGUGAGAAGAUCAUAAGUGAAGCUGAAAUCCUUUGCUCGACUUUAAGUACAGCAGGAACUGAUAAAUUAAGUAAAUUUAUUGAUUCAUUUGAAUUAUUAAUUGUGGAUGAAGCAGCAUAAUGCACAGAGCCUUCUAAUAAUAUUCCAUUAAGAUUAGGAAUGAGGAAGAUGAUAUUGAUAGGCGAUCCAAAACAAUUACCAGCUACAACCUUCUCAUCAGUUUCAUAAAUAACUCAUUAUAAUAGAAGCCUAUUCGAAAGAAUCUUGGACAAUGACUUCAAACCCUUCUUUUUAGACAUGCAAUAUAGGAUGCAUCCUCAAAUUCGUGAAUUUCCAUCAUUAAACUUCUAUGAUAACAAACUAAUUGACCAUUUUUCGGUUUAUGAAAGAUUGAUACCUAACAAUUUCUUUAAUUAAAGAGUGUUAUUCAUUGAUGUCGAGAGUGAGGAAACGAAAGAUGAGAAAUCAUUUCAAAAUUAAACUGAAUGCAAUAUGAUUGUAGAAGUUCUGAAAAACAUUAAAAAUGCAUAUCCUUCAUAAAGUUUAGGAGUUAUUUGUGCAUAUAAAGCCUAAGUUAGAUUGAUUAAAUUAGAAAUUAAGAGAUAAUUAGGGGAUUUAAUGGAUGAAAUUUAAAUAAAUACAGUUGACUCAUUCUAAGGUUAGGAAAGGGAUGUUAUUUUAUUUUCUUGUGUUCGAUCUUCUUCGUCUGGAAAUAUUGGAUUUCUUUAAGAUGGAAGAAGAGUUAAUGUUGCCUUGACAAGAGCAAAAAAUGCUCUGUUUAUCUUUGGAAAUGCAAUCACAUUGGGACAAUGCUAAUUGUGGAAGAACCUCCUUUUAAAUUUGCACAGUAGGAAGCUUUACAGAUAUGUUGGCAAAAAUGAUUAUUUUUCAUUUAAAGUUUUAGCAGAAGAUAUUUGGUUUGACAGGUAAAGAAAAAUGAAUGAAUAACUAUUAAAUCUUUUGAAAGAUAAAGAACUUAUACUUUAAGAAGAAUUAAAAACCAUUGAAUAAAAUAAGGAUACAGAAUAUUUCAAAGAUAAAAAAGAAUAAUAGGUCACUAAAACUGAAAGAAACUUAAUCCCAUCACCUGCAUUCAUCUAACUUCCUAAUCAUACUCAUAAUAAUUAUAAUAAUUCUGGUAAAUAUAAACAGCAUUAAAAAUAACCUAGUCAAUAAUAAAAACAUCAUUCUAAUAAAGAAAAGAACUAAACGAAAAAUAAGAAUAAAUUCUAAAAAUUAAUAGAGAAGAAUGAGAAAAUACAUCAUCAUUCUUAUAAAAAGAAUGGCUGA